AUGAAACUGUCUUUCCUCCUACCGGAAGAAAUUCAAGAAAAAGAACAAACUGUUUUUCAAAGAAUACCAACUAUUAUCAAUGCAGGACCAGCUUCUUAUUCACAAACUCGUAUCUGGGUUGAUGAAAAGGCAUUUGAACUUCUACCUCGUUAUGAGGAACUUUCAGUGGCUGUGCUUCGUUGGUUAGGUGCUCAUGUUGACAAUGAUGUAAAAAUAGCUCACAUCAUACCCAUUUUACGAUAUCCAUCAAAUCUUCUAAGAAUUGAACGUGGUGUGACAACAUUUGGUUAUGUUAUGCUUGCUCCAUUCGAAAUGACAAAUGAAGUGACUAUUGGGAAUCAUGUUCGCUUAAGUGCAGAUGCUUACAUUCAGUGUCACACACUCGAGCAACGUUCACUCAAAUUAGCAUCUGUCACAGUGAAUCAUUCAUGUAUACUUAUGAGCUACUCAAAUUUGCUCCCUGGAUCAACUCUACAUGGGCGAAAUCAAAUUUUACCGUAUACACUAGUGAUGAAAAAUGAUCAGCUGCCAUUCAAUACGAACUGGUCGGGUGUACCGGCUUCUCAAGUGAUCUGA
Molecule: messenger RNA, 576 nt
Organism: Rotaria sordida
Lineage: Eukaryota; Metazoa; Rotifera; Eurotatoria; Philodinida; Philodinidae
Source: the annotation of a GenBank genome assembly